Messenger RNA from Aplysia californica (California sea hare), 1340 nucleotides. RefSeq names its product non-structural maintenance of chromosomes element 1 homolog. Bases 213 to 914 code for a protein of 233 amino acids. Gene Ontology annotation, molecular function: ubiquitin-protein transferase activity. The record is from RefSeq and is a predicted model, not a curated record. Lineage: Eukaryota; Metazoa; Mollusca; Gastropoda; Aplysiida; Aplysiidae. Gene Ontology annotation, cellular component: nucleus; Smc5-Smc6 complex. Gene Ontology annotation, biological process: double-strand break repair via homologous recombination; DNA damage tolerance. The transcript is spliced from 6 exons.
CGCUGGUGAAGAGUGAAAAGUGAAAGUGAAAGUGAAGACAGUGUAUCUUUUGUUGAGUCUGAGCGGUGCUGUUUUUAGUUAUUAAAAUUGAUACUAAUCUAGAUCUCAAGAUCUAGAAUCUAGAUCUAGAUCUAAUUUCAAUUUAAAACAGAAACUAGACUACCAAUCGUAUUAGUCUAGAUCUAGAUCUAAAAUCUAGAAUCUAUUAGACUAUGAUGAAUGACGGCCAUCGAUUUACGUUGCAACAUUUUAUGUCUAAAGGCAUUUUGAAUGCCAAAGAAGUGAAAACAAUUUUUAGUCAAAGCAAAGACAGAUUUCAAGGGCAAGAUGAGGAGGAUCUGAGAACAUUUAUCUUGACGAUAAAUCAGUCUGUGGCUCCUUUCAACCUUGAAAUAAAGAAAGGAAUUCAAGAAGACGAUGGACAAAGUCAUUACUGCUUGGUGAACACAGUUGAAACUCCUAUUUCCAGACUUUCAAGUACUUACACUCUGAAUGAAUUAGAGCUCUUCAAAAAAUUGGUUGAACAGAUUGUGAACACAGAGGAUGGCAAGGUUGGAUCUCUUGCUGCAGUGAAUCUCACAGAGAGGCUGGAGAAAAAGAUGGGCAAAGAAGAUGCUGAGAUUUUCUUUGAAAAACUGGAAAGGGAUAAGUGGAUUAAAAAGGAUAAGAAUGGGAAAAUAUCUUUGUCUGUUCGGUCCUUACUGGAACUGGAACAAUAUUUAAAGGAAGUGUAUGCUGACUAUGUGAAGUCGUGUGGAAUUUGUGACAAAAUAUGCCUUUUGGGGGAGACGUGCAGCAGCUGUGGAGUGAAGCUUCAUCUUCAGUGUGCCAAGAAUCUGUUCUCUAGACAGGGUGAUGACAGGAAAUGCCCUAGUUAUGACUGCCGAGCACCGUGGGGAGAAGUGGUUUUGUAGCUAAGGGAUUUUUUUCCUUCUCUUGUGUCGAGGAUAGACUUUAAAAACUUUGUGACAUUGUCAAAGUUGAAGUUGACAGAUUAGUUUUGUUGAAUUUGACACUUUGACACUUUGCAUAAUGUACCCUCCCUAUAACGGGUUGCCUUUAUUGUGUCCAGGUCUAAACAACUUUUUUAUUUUUUACUGUCCAUGUAAAACCAGACUGCUGGCAUGUGAUGAAGUUGAUACAGUUAGUCAAGCCUUCGAGUUACUCUCUCAAUACCUCUGAAGUUUUUUGACAAUUACAAUGACAAUCUUUAUUAAUCUCGCAGGGGGAAAUUUGUCCUGGUCAUUUACAAUGGCAGUAGAUGUUACAAAGGUUAAGUGCACUCACGCAUACGCACAACAAGACGGAACGUUAAUAAAUAGAUGUCUCAUGUGCUACAA